AUGUUCCACCAACAUUCUUCGGUUUCCACUCAGGAUAUUAGGCGGGAGUAUGAGAGAAAAGACAGUGUGCGAAGUAGAAAAACACGGCAUCCUAAACAGGAGCCGUCAAUGAAUGAUUCAAGAUAUCUAAUGUAUACCGAUAAGGAAAGUUACAUUAGCGAUACUGCCGGUUUCACUCGAUCGGAUGCAAAGCGAAAAUCUACAUUUCGAUUAGUCACGGAUUUUUUUCGUCGUCGUUUACGGAUUAGCCAAAAAGAUAAAAGAGCACAACUUGGCUAUGAAAAUUUUUCAACUGACGUAUACCGACAUGAUUUUCAGAAUGGCUACCAGGUGGCAAGCAACACUGGAACGCCAUACUCGCAACGGAGAGGGUCGGUACGUGGAGGCGCACGAUCAUUGGGGAAAACGGGUUCGCGGUCGAGGUCCAGUUCUGGUGGGACACAGAGUAUACAAAGACCGCGAUUACGGGACAAAGUGACAGAUGAUAUUGAUGGCCGAACGUCUCAGAGAGAUUAUUCACUAAAAAGGAAUAAUUCGUUAACGACUAUACGAACGAGCGGGAAAACACAUCUGAUGAAUAGUGAAUCGGCACCUGAUAGCUUUGUUCGAAGUGCAGAUGAACGCGCCAGUCGGCAUGGAAAUCAUCAGCGAAGGCUUUCCCGGUCUGGCUCUAGCCGAACGUUUGCCGAGGAUGCAGAAAGCGGAUUUGAUUCCCCGACGGGUUCCAACAGUAUUCCGGUCUUCCUUCCAUCAGUGCCUUGUGUGACAGGUUUACCGAACCUGGGCAACACCUGUUAUAUGAAUUCAAUUCUCCAGUGCCUAUCUGUUGCUGAUACAUUAGCCGAAUAUUUUGUCACAAACGCUUACCGAAAGGAUCUUAAGUUCAAAUCUUUGGAUGGUAUCCGAAGCAACAGUGUUGCCGUGGCAUUCCAUAAAGUUCUAAAAGCCCUUUGGUGCAACGAGCCGAGUGAACAGUGCAUUCAGGAUUUUCGCUCUGCUAUUGCAUUGUAUAACGACGUUUACGCAGCAAACUAUCAGCAGGAUGCUCAGGAACUUCUUGUCUGGUUGCUAGAUAGAUUACACGAGGAGCUGGACAUUCCGUCUUCUUGGAAUUCGUCAGACUUGACGGAACAGCGUUUUGAAGAAUCUUCUGCACUGAAGCGUAAUGAACAUCGAUCAGCUAUAACGAAUAUUUUCUCAGCGUGUUUUUUGUCAAGCGUUGAAUGUAUGAGUUGCCAUUUUAGGACGACCAAACCUGAUCCCUUCACUUGCGUUUCUCUUCAGGUUCCAGAACAGGAAACCCCUGUCUUUAUAACACUUGCCAGACUACGCAAACCUCAAAAGUUGUUUUGUCUUGGAUUGAAGGUCAAAAUGAAAGGCAAAAUUAAGGAUGUUGAAGAGUGCAUUAGCCGCGGGUUUAUUGACAGUGGGAAUCUGGUGAUUGUAACGCAACUUAGUGAAUUUGGAUUUACCUUCCUUGAUCGUUCUACCACUAUCAGAAAUUUAGAUCGCAGCGAAUUGUUCGCCAUUGAAAUGACUCCAUCUAGUCGAGACAAAAUUGCUAUAGUAUUUGUGGUGGUUGAUUCGUCAGGUAAUGGCGAACGAGACCAUGGAGUCCCGAUCACUCAGCCUUUCGUCUGUUCGGUUUCGCGUUUCGCUGACUAUCAAGAGAUUUGUAAUUUGCUUCUUGAAGCAAUACAAAGGUGCAGGGAAAGUGAUUAUAAUAUCAGGUUUCCUGACCUUCGUUCCUUUCAACUGGUUGUGUUCGAUGGAUGGAGGAAGCUUUUUUAUCUUGAUCCUUGUGCUUCCAAGCCGCUUUGUAACGAUCCUGUUAAUAAGUCGCUUGUGGAGAUCAGCAACGAGUAUAAUGAAUCUACGCUUAUACUGCAGCUCCUUCUCAUGACGCGCAAUAUAUCUUUUUUGAGCUGGGUAAUAAGUGAGUAUCGGGAAACUGAGUUCCAUCCAUCGUAUCAAACUCUCAAAGAUCUUGGGGCAUCUACAACUCUGACAGAUUGUUUAAAGGAGUAUACUCAUCCCGAGCCGUUAGUCUGGACUUGCGGCAAUUGUGAAGGGAAACAUGGAGAAAAAACAAUGCAGUUUGAGUCGCUGCCUGAAGUUCUUCUAAAAGACGGAUCGAUGGGCAAAUUGGCGCGGAAAAUUGAUUAUCCUACUGCAGCGUUAAAUAUGUCUCCUUUUAUUAGUCAGGAAUACCAUGAGUAUGGAGAAAAAACGAAUGAAUAUAGUACUCGGCAGCAGCAAAACCGGCAGCCAAGGGCAACAACCGAUGCUGUAUAUGUUGAUGUCAACAUGGACAACGUUUACGACCUUUUUGGUAUUGUACAUCAUAUGGGUACCUCAACUGAUUCAGGUCAUUACACAGCUACUACCAAAAAUCCAAUAGACGGCAAGUGGCGGUACUUUGACGACACAGUAGUUCAGGAAGUAACUUCGCCUACGACAAUCGAAUCUAGCACUGUAUAUCUUUUGUUUUAUGAAAGGCGUUCUGCCAGGAGGCAGAUAAACUGUUCGUCGUCGGGUCAUUCGAGCACGGAAUCUGGCAUUCAGGAGCACUGGUUUAACCGAAUAGCUGUCAGUUUGACAGCUAAAAGUAAGUGGACGAAUUUGAGGACAAAUCAGCAGUUUAACGAUGAUGAGGAGGAGCCUAAAUUAUCGGCGAGUAAGGAUGCUUCUUUGGCUGUUGGAUCGAGGCAGUUUCAAGCCAAGAACGAGUUAUUGGCAGGGAACUUUCAGCGAAACGAAUUUGUCAGAAACAAUCGUUCACCUAGCGUUUUAGCACCCCAAUACCAAUCCCAAAUUUCCAAAAAUUAUUUGACCAGAACUGACAGUACCGCACAAAAUGUUUGGUUUUGA
Molecule: messenger RNA, 2871 nt
Organism: Enterobius vermicularis (human pinworm)
Lineage: Eukaryota; Metazoa; Nematoda; Chromadorea; Rhabditida; Oxyuridae
Source: the annotation of a GenBank genome assembly